Molecule: messenger RNA, 1068 nt
Organism: Coccomyxa subellipsoidea C-169
Lineage: Eukaryota; Viridiplantae; Chlorophyta; Trebouxiophyceae; Coccomyxaceae
Exons: 7
Coding region: 1-978 (325 amino acids)
Cellular component (GO): cytoplasm
Molecular function (GO): protein binding
Source: RefSeq, a predicted model, not a curated record
AUGGAUGACUUGAGCUCAAAACUCAAGAAGCUCUUCAAGUCGAAGCCCAAGACUUUCAAGGGUAAGGGCAAUGUACUCGGACGUGCAGAUCAGGCUGGCGCUGCUUCUGAGGUGCUUGGGAAGGUUCUGAGGAACAUACUGGCGGACCCGUCAGAAGCCAAGUACAGGCGGCUGCGGCUGGGCAACAAGCGCAUCCAGGAGACCAUAGUGGAUGUCAGUGGCGGGGUUGCACUCCUACAGGCAUGCGGCUUUGAGCUGAUCUUUGAGGAGGCAGCCGAGGGCGGCCAGGAGGAGGCAUUCGCUGUUCUCUCAGAUGACUGCGAGCUUGCUCUGCUGCAGGCUGCCCUGCAGCUCCUGGGCCAGGCAGAACCUUCACCGUCACCGUCACCCAGGCCGCAGCAGCCAGGCGUCGGCAGGUCUUCUUCAGGAGCAGCCUCCACCUCUUCCUCGCAGAGUGCUGCGCCUGCGGGUCCCAGUGCAGCUGCCGGCCCACGGCCGCGCAACACACAGGUCAUCCUGCCCACUGGAGUGGAUGACCAGCCCCUGCCAAGCUGGUUCUUUGCGCGGUCCCCUGCAGAGCUGAAGGCGGCCUUUGUGGCCAAGCAGAAAAAGCGGGAUCUUGACCAGACCCUGAUGACAAGGGCGUAUCGAGAGAAGCUGGCUAGUGGGCACAAGGAGCAGGCCAAAGUCAGCUUUGCAGUCAUCCGCAUACGCCUGCCUGAAGGCCUCAUCCUCCAGGGAGAAUUCAACGCAGGGGAGCCAGUGGCGGCAAUUUUUGAAUGGCUGACAGACAGCCUGCGCGAUCCUGGGGCCACUUAUGACCUGAUUGGCCCGGACCGCAAGCCCAUUGCUGCGUCGAUGGGCAGCAUGCGCAAAGCCCAGCUCCUGCCCUCAGCCCUGCUCAACUUCAUGAGGCUGAGCCCUGCGCCGCAGUGUGACCCCACUCUCAAAGAUGACCUGCUGCGCACGGCCAGCUGACAUGCCUAUGCUGGAUAAUGUAAUAAAGCGCAAAGUAGCUUGCACUGUUGAUAUUGUUUCUCCAUAUCACUGCAGCUCAGUUAGUCUUAG